This is a messenger RNA of Sordaria macrospora k-hell, 1872 nucleotides long. RefSeq lists its product as uncharacterized. NCBI's taxonomy places the organism in Eukaryota, Fungi, Ascomycota, Sordariomycetes, Sordariales, Sordariaceae. Gene Ontology annotation, molecular function: oxidoreductase activity, acting on paired donors, with oxidation of a pair of donors resulting in the reduction of molecular oxygen to two molecules of water. Gene Ontology annotation, cellular component: membrane. The record is from RefSeq and is a predicted model, not a curated record. Gene Ontology annotation, biological process: lipid metabolic process.
AUGGCGUCUGAAUCUCCACCAUCACGCGCCGCUGCCGAGGCUACCGGAACGGCUCAACAGUCGACAGUCAAAACAACUGAGCGGACAUACCCACUGAUAUCUCGCCGUGAGAUUGAGGCCUUGAUAUCUGAGGGACGCCAUAUUAUUAUCGUCGACCAAUAUGUCCUGAAGGUAGACCCUUGGGUCAAAUAUCACCCUGGUGGUGAUAAGGCCAUCAAGCACAUGAUUGGGAGGGAUGCGACUGAUGAAGUAAAUGGACUACACUCCCCAGAAGCAAGAACUCAGAUGAACAGGUACAGGGUUGGCAGGAUAGAAGGGAGAUGGAAGAACUUCUUGCCGCCGAUACAAGGAGGCAAGUUCAGGCCGAGAGGAGAGCAAGGAGAAGAGUGGGAAGAGGAAUCGCCAGAGACAAGGUCCAAAGCUACAAGCUACGACGAGGAUACUAGCUUCCUGUCGUCAUCCUAUGCGAGUCAGGCCGCCUCUGUCGACUCGGAGAGCUCACGGACCCCUUCACCGGCCCCAUCCCCGGUGUUUGAUGGAGAUGCGGCUCCGGAGACGAACGAGCUCCGCGCCCGUACUAACGCUCGGUCGAAGUCGGCUGUGAGCCGAUCCGACUCAUUCACCUCGAUCUCCUCCGUUGAGGAUGAGAAGCCCACUGCCAAGCGCGUCAACAAUGGCCCUAGGGAUGGUAUGGCCCAUCUCGACGCCCUAACGAGGCAAGAGAUCAGACUCGAUCUCGACAAGUACCCUCCCCUUGACGAGGAGACCCAAGAUACCGUCAUCCGAAAGUAUCGUCAACUUCAUGAGCGCAUCAAGGCCGAAGGACUCUAUGACUGCAACUACGUUGCUUAUGCCAUCGAGGGGUUCCGCUAUACCCUCCUCUUCACCGGCUGUCUUCUGUUUCUGAAAUGGGGUUGGUACGUUCCUAGCGCCUUCUGUCUUGGCUCCUUCUGGCAUCAGUUGGUCUUUACUGCUCACGACGCGGGUCACAUGGGUAUCACGCACCAUUUCCACGUCGACACUGUCAUUGGUAUAAUCAUUGCCGACUUCAUCGGUGGUCUGAGUCUGGGCUGGUGGAAGCGCAACCAUAACGUGCACCACAUCAUCACCAACAGCCCCGAGCACGAUCCGGAUAUCGAACAUCUGCCCUUCUUCGCCAUCUCGCACCGUUUCUUCACCAACCUGCGGUCCACCUACUACGACCGUGUCAUGGAGUACGACAUGGCUGCCAAAUUCUUCGUCUCCCUCCAGCACUACCUCUACUACAUCGUCAUGAUGUUCGCCCGCCUGAACCUCUAUCGUCUCUCGUGGGAGUACCUUCUCAAGGGCCAGGCACCCAAGCACGGUCCUGCGUGGUGGCACCGACAUCUCGAGCUUGCCGGCCAGGUCUUUUUCUGGUACUGGUUCGGAUACGGGAUCAUGUACAAGGCGAUCGACGGCAACUGGAACCGCUUCAUUUUCUUUAUGAUCUCCCACGCGGUUACCAGCCCGCUGCACGUGCAAAUCACGCUUUCUCACUUCGCCAUGUCAACCUCUGACCUGGGCCCCCACGAGUCCUUCCCGCAGCGCAUGCUGCGCACGACCAUGGACGUCGACUGCCCGGAGUGGCUGGACUUCUUCCACGGCGGCCUCCAGUUCCAGGCUAUUCACCACUUAUACCCGCGCAUUCCUAGGCACAACCUCCGCAAGACGCAGAAGCUGGUCCAGGAGUUUUGCGACGAUGUCGGCAUCCCCUAUGCGCUGUACGGAUUCGUGGAAGGAAACAAGCAUGUCAUUGGAAGACUGGCAGAUGUGGCUAGGCAGGCGGCUAUUUUGAAGAAGUGCCAGCAGACUAUUGUCGAUGGCAGCAUUGGGCAUUCUCAUGCUCACUAA